AUGCAACAACAACAUCACCCACAUCGCCAUGAGGGUUACUAUAGAGGUCUUGAGAUGUAUGUACCUUGUCCAUAUCCAAAAGUACUUGAGAAUUGUAUUUCACUGUUUUGUCCGUGUUACUCUAAUCCUUCAACCAACCCAUCAUCUUUGCAUAUAUCUCGAUGUGAGGGGAAACUAGACAGCCGAUCUGUAUUCGCUAUUCUCUCUGGUUGUAGGACAACGGUAUACGACAUAUCACCUUCGUCUUCAUUUGCUUCAAGAUUAGAUAGAUUAACCGAUUAUGGCUUUGAUAGUAGUAGCCGCUUUGCUGGACUUCAUCAGGCAAUUCAAUUUCAAGAAAGAUUGAAGUUGGGAUCGAUCACCUCUUUCAUAGACUAUGGUUUCUUUGGUUACCUCUGCUCUACUUUGACCAUUCACUUAAUGUCAUUAGGUGUAAUAAACACUGACCUGACGUUUAAUUAA
Molecule: messenger RNA, 462 nt
Organism: Cavenderia fasciculata
Lineage: Eukaryota; Evosea; Eumycetozoa; Acytosteliales; Cavenderiaceae
Exons: 3
Coding region: 1-462 (153 amino acids)
Source: RefSeq, a predicted model, not a curated record